AGCGUUCCACAGGGAUGCUGGCCCAUGUUGAUUCAAUGCUUCUCACAGUUGUAUUAAGUUGGCUGGAUGUCCUUUGGGUGGUGAACCAUUCUUGAUAUGGAUAGGAAACUGUUGAGCGUGGAAACCCUGCAGUGCUGUAGUUCUUGACACACUCAAACCGGUGCACAUGGCACCUACUACAAUACCCCAGUUCAAAGGCACUUAAAAUUUUGUCUUGCCCAUUCACCCUCUGAAUGGGGCACAAUCCAUGUCUCAAAGCUUUAAAAUCCUUAAUUAACCUCUCCUCCCCUUCAUCUGCACCAGGGCUGCCCAACCCUCUUCCUGGAGAUCUACUGUCCUGUGGGUUUUCAGUCCAACCCUAAUUUAACACCUGAUUCUACUAAUUAGCUGCUCAACCAGACCUUAACUAGCUGAAUCUGAUAUGCUAAAUUAGGGUUGGACUGAAACUUCAUGACAGAUUACCAGGAAGAGGGUUGGGCAGCCUUGAUUUACACUGAAGUGGAUGUAACAGUUGGCAUCAUAGCUUUCACUUGGUCAGUCUGUCAUGGAAAGAGCAGGUGUUACUAAUGUUUUGUACACAUGUAUAUGCCAUCGGUCCCAUGAUUGGAAUUGGUUCCUUUAGAAGAGAGUUGGUUAAGGCUCGCAAUAAUACUUUUUGCCAAAUAGGGGUGUUUACAACUGUAGAGAUUGAGUUUGGACAUUCAGAACUGGAUCCACAACCAUGCUGUGCCAUAACUGUCCAGGCCUAUUUGUGGUAGUAUUUUCAAAUGUAACUCCUCAGAGGUGUACUACACAUUAAAACCCCUAUGCAGCUAGGGGAAUGCUUCUGACAAAGAACAGAAACCAGGGAUUAUUCUUCUGCUGCCACAAAUGUAAUUGAGGGGCAACUGCAGGAGCAGGGGUUGAACCAGUGACCCUGUGGAUCAAGGCAUGUGCACUACAACCUGUGCCAUAAAAGCAAAAAUCCUAUCUAAGCAUGCUCAGGCCAGGAAGAUUACACAUGGGUCAGGAUAAAGAUGAGUGACAGGAGUGACGUUUUUGGAAAAAGUGGACCCUUGCCUUUGGCUGAUCCAUUUGGAGUUUCAUGGUGGGUGAAAACAGUUAGCUGCUGUGGAAUUGGUGAGGGGAACCAGAAGUGGUCUUGUGAUGAUUGUGUUUCUGCUGGUCAGAGGGAGCAGGUGCUCUGCUAAACGAAUGGGGGCAAGAGAUGUGAAUUGUUUUGCUCUCAAGAAAAGAGCGCCAUUAAAAUGAGUGACUUAUUUACAAAGUUUUUGGAACAUAUUCCUGUUGGAACGUUCCACAAAUUACACCCACCCUCCUGUAUGAUUUUUUUGUACCAAAUACAUUACACUGUUACAGGUGCCACGUUUAUGGGCAUGUGGCAGCAGUGUGGAGGAGGGAGGAUCCUAGGUGUGCAGAAGGGCAUGAGACAAAGGAAUGUGUAGCAUUGGGGAAAGUAGUGUUAAUUGUAGGGGUGCCCAUGUGGCUGGGGAUCAGAAAUGUCCCGUGCGAGAAGCAGGUUGAGGUUUCCAGGGUAAGAAUAGUGCAGAAGUUGUCAUAUGCUGAGGCAGUGAAGAAAGUAGAGGAAGGUCAAGGGGGAGGGAGAGGAGUGCUGUGAGUAUUAGAUCUGUACCAGUACAGAGGGAUAAACCAACAAGUGAUAUAUGUUUCAGGAAGAUUGUAUUUUUGGCAUUUAUAGCAAUGGUUAUCAACUGUACUGCAGGGAUGGAACGUAGUCACAGAAACUAGGUUGUGGUGGCAGCUGCAAAGAGCACUUUCUGUUUUUGAUUUGGGGGAACUGAUGCCCUUGUACCUUGUCAGAGAAAAGAAUCAAGGAUGUAUUAGGAACUUUGAUGGAUGCCAACCGCUUUGAUGGAUUUCCUCAUCGGAAAAGGCUUAGGAACUUUGACACCGGAAGUGGUCGCUGUUUAGAACAAGUGCAUGAAUCCGUGGAACCAUCAGCUAGCCAAAGCUCUUUUGAAUGUUAUAGAGACGGGGAGAAUUGCAGGCCUUUGAGACGGCCAGUCAAGUGAACGCUUCAUAAUUUGAGGACAUGGAGCAGAACAACAGUUUGCCUCCUUUCCAGGGUCUUGCCUCCCCUCAGGGGGCAAUGACUCCUGGUAUGCCCAUUUUCAGCCCCAUGAUGCCCUAUGGCAGUGGUCUGACUCCCCAACCUGUCACGAACACAAACAGCCUGUCUCUCCUGGAAGAGCAGCAGCGGCAACAACAGCAGCAGGCUUCGUCCCAGCAGGCUGGGGUGCCAGGGGGUUUGGGACAGACACCACAGCUUUAUCACUCCCAAACGGUCACCACCACCACACUGCCAGGAAACACUCCCCUCUACACCGCUACACCGCUAACCCCCAUGACACCCAUCACACCUGCCACUCCUGCCUCUGAGAGUUCUGGGAUUGUCCCUCAGUUACAGAACAUCGUAUCCACUGUGAACUUGGGCUGCAAACUUGACUUGAAAACAAUAGCACUACGAGCUAGAAAUGCUGAGUACAACCCCAAGCGAUUUGCUGCUGUAAUCAUGAGAAUACGAGAGCCAAGAACAACUGCACUUAUCUUCAGUUCUGGAAAAAUGGUUUGCACGGGAGCCAAAAGUGAAGAGCAGUCCCGCCUAGCGGCCAGGAAAUAUGCCAGAGUUGUGCAGAAGUUGGGCUUCCCAGCCAAAUUUCUUGAUUUCAAGAUUCAGAACAUGGUGGGCAGCUGUGACGUCAAAUUCCCCAUUCGGUUAGAGGGACUUGUACUAACUCACCAACAGUUCAGCAGUUAUGAACCUGAGUUGUUCCCUGGGCUAAUCUACAGAAUGAUCAAACCCAGAAUUGUCCUGCUGAUAUUCGUUUCAGGCAAAGUUGUAUUAACAGGUGCAAAGGUCAGAGGAGAAAUUUAUGAAGCAUUUGAAAACAUCUACCCCAUCUUGAAAGGAUUCAGGAAGACGACGUAAAUAUUUAUGCCUGCAAUCUUUUUUAUUUUAUUUUUUUAAUAGUCACAGGGGAACUUGCUCUGUUGUGACUCGUUACAUUGAGACUCUGAUUGAACCUGUACAUUUUAAUCGGCAAGUCGGGGACCCCUCCUAAUCACCUUAAUGGUGAUUUGAUAAAAGGGGAAAUGCUGUAUUUUAGCAGUUUUAUUUGUUUUUAAAUGACUCUUGCUUGAUAUUAAAUGAGGCCGUCUGACUGACAAUUUCUUUUUAUUGAAGCAUUUAAUUUUUCUAAUAUAGGUUUUAAGAUGUUAUCCUAUCAUUUCUCAGUGCAUGUUUGUCCACACAACCCUACAAGCAGACAUUCAAGAUUACUAACCUUAUUCUUUAAAUGGUUUUUACAGUCAAUUUAACUGUUAUGAAUAAUCUCCAGAUUGAAUGUUACUUAGGAUUGUGUUGCAAGGCUUACAAAUUUGUCAUUAUUGUGAUAAUAUUUUUUGUACAUAUUCCAUUUUGAUAACUCUUUGCUGCUGAAGUAAAAAGAAUGGUGUAACAUGGAGUGGAACAUUCAUCAUGCAACCUUGUGCAUCUGAGUUUUAUUAGUAACUAUGUACCUCGGAUGUCUUUUCUCAUUCAGUUUUUGGUCAUUUUAAGUGCUAUUUAAGAACAGUCAUGUUUUAAUGCUAAAAUAGACAAAUCAAUUCACUGUGGAUUUUGUUUCAAUAGUUGAUACGUACUGUAUAUUUGGUCUACCAACUAAGCACACGUAAGCAGUCAGUCAUUAUGUUCUUGUUUUAAAUGUUAUUUUGCUCCAUUGUGCACAAUUAAAUAUUCACAUACCAA
Oncorhynchus keta (chum salmon) is the source of this 3769-nucleotide messenger RNA. RefSeq names its product TATA-box-binding protein. Gene Ontology annotation, molecular function: RNA polymerase II general transcription initiation factor activity; DNA binding. Gene Ontology annotation, biological process: DNA-templated transcription initiation. The record is from RefSeq and is a predicted model, not a curated record. The coding region runs from base 2054 to 2950 and encodes 298 amino acids. Lineage: Eukaryota; Metazoa; Chordata; Actinopteri; Salmoniformes; Salmonidae. The transcript is spliced from 9 exons.